Syngnathoides biaculeatus (alligator pipefish) is the source of this 2465-nucleotide messenger RNA. RefSeq names its product RCC1 domain-containing protein 1 (gene rccd1). Lineage: Eukaryota; Metazoa; Chordata; Actinopteri; Syngnathiformes; Syngnathidae. Bases 470 to 1576 code for a protein of 368 amino acids. The transcript is spliced from 8 exons. The record is from RefSeq and is a predicted model, not a curated record.
UUUUGCAGGACGCAACGUAACACACGCGGUCACGCUCCGAUGGAUCCCACAAGCUCGUUUUGAGCUACAUGGCUACGGCGAGGUUGAGCGUAGUAGGGGCAAAGUAGUCAAUGUAAACGUUAAAAAAGAAAAAGCAAGAAUCUCGGCACUUUGUGUCAAAUAUGGUGGCCCACAACACCGCACAAUUACAAGAACGGUAUUGAUAAACUUAAAGGUUAAAGUAAAAAUGAGCCCCCCCCUCCCCCCAAUAGGUUUAGACAAGUUUUGGCACUGCAAAAAAAGUAAUAAUCAUGAAAAUCUGUUGAUAAAUAAGCAUGAAGCGAUUUAAUGUAAAUAUUCAGACAUUGCCUUUAGAUAGGUACCUCGCCCCUGCUAACAUGGCCGCCACGCAGGCAGGUUGAUUAGUCUUCGCAGGAAGCUGCAGCAUGUGGACUCCGUUUUUCCUGGGACUGUGUCACUGGCAGUAGGAAUGCGCUGGUUCGGCUUCGGAUUCAACGCCUUUGGACAGAUACAUGCGGCUGAUCUUACUAUCGACGACGGCACCCCCAAUGGAAUUAAAGUGAUCACACCGAGAGAAUUGAAGUGUCAUGUUGACGGAAGCUGCUGUAAGAAAACAAGUGGACUCCGAGCGAGUUGGAGUCGGAGAGCAUCCCUCCAUUCGAAUGGUGCUCCCUCUUUGUGCUUGGCAGGUUUCAACGCUGCGAGGGGGGUUGACGUGACGGGGUGCACGGACGCUCUUAUCGGGGAGUCUUUCUUAGUCCUCGCUUUUCCGGACAGAUUUGAGUCAUGGCACAUGGACAACGACGAGAAGACGACUCCUGUAUGGAGCAUGGAAAUCAAAACAACGUCUGAUAGUGCUGGGCCAUCUCUGAAUCUGCCAUUAAUCCCUGAUGGUUACAUUGCCAUAAACCCCCCCUUCUACCUACCAUUAUCCCCACACCUGAAGGCCACUAGGCUGGCAGUGGGUGCAGAGCACAGCGUUCUCCUCAGUGCUUCUGGAGCUGUGUACACGUGGGGGCUUGGCAGUCAUGGUCAGUUAGGGCACGGGGGGCUAUCAUCUGAAGAGCACCCCAGGGUAGUGGAGGCCCUAUGGGGCAUGACCAUGAGCAGUGUUGCCACAGGAGGCUGGCACACCGUCUGUGUUAGUGAUGGGGGUGACCUGUAUGUGUGGGGCUGGAACGAGAGUGGCCAGCUUGGACUUCCCUCGCGAGGUGUGAGGAGUGGACAGCAGACUCAAAGUAGUCAAGCAGCAGCAGAUAAUACGCUGGAGGAAGAGAAGGAGAAAGACGUGUUUAUAUCCAUCCAGGCAUUCCCGGCACUCUUGGACAUCACUCCAUCGUGUGAGGUGACAACGGUUGGCUGUGGCUCACGACACACAGCUGCAGUGACAACCACAGGUGAUCUCUACACAUGGGGAUGGGGGGCAAUUUCCUUGUCUUUCGCUCAGGUCAGUACGGUCAGCUGGGAUAUGAAGCAUCGUGUUCAGACGUGCCGCACCAUGUGGAGUUCUUCACAAAACAACAGAUGCGUGUCGUCAAUGUCACAUGUGGGGCGUGGAAUACUUUUGCCGCUGUAGUCAAGGAGGAAGUGGCUGCCUCUUAAAUAUUAUGGAAUCCAAUGGACAGGGAUGAGAAUUUUCCGCCGAUCGGCGGAUUUCCGAUUUUUUUCAGACCAAAAUGUCCAUUCUCGAGAUAACCCCAAAUCCGUUGAGAAAAUUUCAGAGGGGGUAGGGUAUCGUGCGCCUGCCUCUCAGUGGUGGGCUCCGAGCUGCAAGUUCGGCUUAGUGCUAGCACAAGCACGACUAUCAUAUGCUGUUCUAACUUGCUCGGUAUUGUAAAUAUUUGCAUUUUGUGACAUAAACAUUAAAACUUGUUUGCGGUAAAUUACUCGAUUGGACAACAGAGUUAUACAGUAUAACGAUCCAAUCGUGUUAGUGGUUAAUCGAGUUUCACCAUUGCCAUGUACAUGUGUUCUCGGUUCUCAGAAAUCGCAGUGUAACUUGUUAGUUAGCCAAGUAACGGCGCGUGGGACUUAGAUCGCGCGAACUGAGCGACGGUGUGUUCAAAGUUUUACGAUGGUGAAAGUAUUGGGGAAAAAAAGAAUGAAGAUCGAGCGAGGGCAAUUGACAAGGAUGCUGGAAUCAAAAACUGUUUCAGACGGGCAUGGCUUGAAAAAGUGUAACCGUGCAGAUGGGACCGAAAACGGUAUCAACAUGUCUAACCGAACACAUACAAAAAGUGGACACUCCUGGCAAAGUGCUGUACACUCUGUUCCGAUAGGAGCAAAAAAUAUCCAGGAGGAAACUCAACACCCACCCACCCCCACCUCCAUCGGCAUACAUUUUCUGUGUUUUUCCAAAUUGGUCAUUCUCAUCCCUGUAUGGAUAAACAUGGACUUUGCACUAUAAUGUCUUUAGGGAACUGACAACUUAGACUUGAAUUAAAGUAUUUGUACAUGUACAAGAA